Molecule: messenger RNA, 4901 nt
Organism: Ochlerotatus camptorhynchus
Lineage: Eukaryota; Metazoa; Arthropoda; Insecta; Diptera; Culicidae
Product: branchpoint-bridging protein-like
Exons: 11
Coding region: 1366-2715 (449 amino acids)
Biological process (GO): regulation of alternative mRNA splicing, via spliceosome
Cellular component (GO): nucleus
Molecular function (GO): mRNA binding
Source: RefSeq, a predicted model, not a curated record
CGGAUGCAAUUUUUUCGACGUCUUGGAAAGGCUAGUUUGGUUGGAUUGGAGUUAAGUGUGAAUCAGUGGAAAAAAGGAAGAGCAAUAACGCUUGACCGGUUGAACCGCAAUUGCUGGUGAUGGUGAUGGUGAUGGUGGUGGUGAAGUGAAUGUAAGGUUGGAGGUUUUUUUUCCGGAGCUGAGUGCGGAAAAGUUGUGCGGUUGUGGAAAUUGAAGCCAGGCGACAAUUUGUGCCUCGCACAGCUGUUACGGGAGAGGAAGUUUUUUUUUUCCUCGAAACGCCAGUCGUAAGGAAAUUGAUUUGUUCACUCUUCUUGCUAAGGACGAAACCGGUGCGGAAGAGCCUGCGGUGUUGUGAAGCGACGGAAAGUGUGCAGUUGUAAUCGUGGUAAUUUUUCAACCGAAUUCGGUACCACGACGGUGUGAGAAGAUAAAUACGCCAAAAGUAGUGUUGUAGAGGUGGGUGUGAUUGAGCGAAGGGAGAGAUGUGAUUGGAGAAGACGUGGUUUGUUGACGAAGAGCAAGGAAAGCAACAACUGGCAUAACUAGAGUGUACGAUACGAGACCGGGGGCGACCGACUCGAGUGGGGAAAGUUUUGUGCGGCAAACGGACCAGCUGUUUGGAGUAAAGAGUGAAGGUACGAAGCAGAGUUCCGGAAAGGAAGCUGAGUUGCUGCUGUUCGGAGUGCCGGGGAUAAAAUUGAAGCGGAGGCGAGGAACACCGCGGCAGAAAUUGAAAAACGUUGAACAAAAUUCUACUUCUACUGAACCAGCUUUCAAAACCCAGUGACUACCCUCGGGAAAAUUUUCAGCGACCCCACUAAUCCCAUCAUAGUUGACCGAGCUUCGACAUUACACAAAGGCACUUUGCCCGAAGGAUCACAAACUCACAUGUGAAAAAAAAAACCGAGUGCUCCUAGUUAACGAUGGUAAAGUUUUCCACCACCCAAACGUGUUAUUCCAGCUAAGAGCAGCUGCUCCCUCCGAGGAACGUGACACUGCAGCUCGCCGCACUAUUACCCACACAUCCAUCUAACGAUACCGCUCUAAUAGGUGUGUAAUUAAUGUCAUAAAGCUUCCUAGUUCAGUGUGUACUGCCGCUCUCAAUCCAUCAAAGUAGGCUAAUUAGAUUGCACUUGGCAACAUACAUCCAGUAUUUUUUUUUAUGUGUUGCCUACUGAGAUAUCGCGCGCGUGGAAAGGAUUGAAGCUCGCACAUACCUCGAACGUGUCACCGGGGAAAAAGUGAAACAGCAAAAAAAUCGUGCUUGUUAGUGGUUCCAACAAUCAUCGCGAAAAAGUUGGGUUGAAAUUUGCUCACCAUCAGGGCCAUAGAAAUUUCCAUCGGCCACAGACAGGUGCGAUAAUGGAAAUACCAACCGUGAUGGAUGGAAUGCUGAAAAACAGUAUGGUCCUGCACGACGAUCGGUCCUCGCGGAACAGUAACAGCAGCUCAGGUUCUCCAUCGGUGAUACACGAAAAGAAGAAAAUGCUCGACAUCACCCGGGACAAGCCGAUCAAAAUUGCCGUCCGGGUGCAGGUGCCGGUCCGGGAUCAUCCCAAGUUCAACUUUGUCGGCAAGCUACUGGGCCCGAAGGGAAACUCCCUGAAGCGGCUGCAGGAGGAAACGAUGUGCAAAAUGGCAGUCCUUGGCAAGGGUUCAAUGCGGGAUCGUAAGAAGGAAGAGGAACUGCGACUCAGUGGCGACCCACGGUACUCACAUCUAUCCGAGGAUCUGCACGUGGAAAUCUCUACCUACACAGCACCGGCCGAGGCCCACGCCCGUAUCGCCUACGCCUUGGCCGAGGUUCGACGCUUUCUGGUGCCGGACUACCACGACGACAUCCGGCAGGAGCAAAUGUGGGAGAUGCAGGCACUCAACUCGGCGCAGAGUGUACCGAAUGGAACGAAUGGCAACUGCAACGGCACCACCAUCAACGGCCACAACGUGAACAGCAGCAGCAAUAACGGCACAUCCAACGGCAACGUGACACUGAACGGAAACGGUCUCAACGGUAAUCCGGAGAUGAUGCACCAUCAGAGCUGCGGCGUUGAUUCGAUCACAUCCAACGGUACCGCAAAUGGCAGCACCAGCAACGGCUGUGGGGGUGUCCUCUCCGCUGGAACGACGCUCGGAUCGGAUGGCACUAGUAAUCACCCGUCGCAACAUACCAACAGCACUAAUGCUCAACAGCACCAGCAUCACCAGCACCACCACCAUCAGCAUCAGCAUCAGCAGUUCCUGUCGAGCAGUGCAGCGGUUGCGGCAGCGGCAGCCGAUGCAGCAGUAGCAGCAGCGGCCACUGCCUCCGAUAUGAGCAAUCUGAUGCCGGUCGACGUGAACAUGACGUCGGCUAAUCACUUUGUGAACUCCCUGCCAACGACCGAUAUCGAAGCACAGACGCUGGCGUUCGUUGAAUCGGCAAAUGCAUUUCUACAUCCGGCGCUGCGAGGAGUGAAAACUGUGAGUUUAGCUCGAAAGCGACCCCUGCUGGGUGGUCCUCGUUCCAGUAUGAACCCGACGAAGCGAACCGUAAUGACCCUGAUUGCCCGCGCCCGAACCGCUCAAGCCAUGCACGGAUCCCGAACGACAGCCCCCAUCGGAGAACCCAUUCAGGUAAUCACUUCGCCGCUGAUUCUGCAACCCUCGCUGGACCUGCUGCAGAGUAACGGGACCGGAUCGAUGCAAAAGGAAAACAUCCUACAGGGGGCUUAAACUGAGGCUGAACGGCUACGAACGGUGGGUUCAGAGGGAUCAGAACGGUUGGAGGCUGAGAAAACAACGGAACGAAACAAAAGGAACACUGCUUUCAAUGUGUUACGUAGGUUAGACUAGAGGCGUAUUUUCUACAACUACAAACAAGCGGAGAUGAUUAUUCCAGAAUAAAAAACAAACAGACCACAACUAAGUAAUACUUAAAAGGAACAACAAAUACACCCAUUGAUUACACCAAAGUUAAAUAAACUCACGAAAAUAAAAACAUUAAAUUGAAGCACCAAAUUAAAUAAACAUAAAAGAAAAAAAAAAUAAUCGCAUAACUAAGUGACACACAUUCUUUCUAGCCAAAGACAAAAACUAAACUGAUCAGGUUUCAGAAUGAAAGAACAAAUUUUUACCCAAAGACCCGUACUGGGGCAUGACAACUUGCUGAUUAGCAACCACCCACAACGACGCGGAAUGGAGCCUUCUGCUCCACGAGGAACCUGAACUGCGACGAUUAGUUUUUGAAACCGUUGACAAGUGUUGAAGAAGCAGCUGACACAGAUUUUUGAAUGUUAGCUCGUGAAGCUGUUUGAUUUUAUUUUUCAGAACGUAUUUUAUUCCGUGAUUGAUCGAAGAAGAUGCAAGUAUUUUAUCUCUAAAAACAAAAAAAAAAGAAUAACUGGAAUUGUUGAACUAUAGCAACAGAAGAAUUUCCAUGGAUCGCUAUAAAUGUGGUAACGUUGAAUUGAGUAGUUGACUAGAAUUGAUACGAAACAUUUAGAUUUUAUAAAUAGACAAAAUGGGGCAAUAUUAUUCUAAUAUAUCUUUUAUACACAAUCAUACGGGAGAAGAAGAAAAAAAUGACCGAUAAAGCGUUAAACUCACACAGUUAAAAUAAAAAACAAAAUGCUUUUAAAACUAAAGUGUACAACAUUUUACAUAUGAACAAGCAAACUGAAUGUAAUCAACCAAAGAACUACUUAAAUAAACAGCACCCUUCAAGAAGAUCAUUUAAAAUUUAGAUUUGUUUUUCAUUUUCGUUCCAAUUUGAAGUAGCAAAACAAAACAACAACACAAAUGUAGCCUAAGCUAAAAUUGUAGGUGCAUGCAGUUUAAACCAAAGGAAAGUUUAUCGCUCAACUUAAAACUCUGAGGCAUGGAAACGAAAUUAACAUUUGACACUAAAAAAAAAACCACUUCAGCCCACGACUGACUGUAAAAGAAAGCUUAAAAAUCAAACCAUAACUUCUAGAUGUUAACGAAAGAAUGUUUUAUUUGCUCUUUAAAAAACAUGAUUGCUUAAAUAAAAACCCGUAAGAUCGACACCUGGCAGAAGGGUAAUAAGAUCUGUAAUCGUAAAAAACAGAAAUCAGAUAUAGAACACUGCUUGGGUGACUGCGGAAAUCGGAAGGUGAAGGGUGUUGAAAGAAAUUAAACCGAAUCGAAGGAAACAAGCACUCAAAUCCGGUGGGCAAGUCCUACCGGCAAUCGAGACUGAUUUGACUCUUUUCGUUUUUGUUUUUACGAACGGUGCUGAUGGCAAUCGCAGAUUGCCUUGAUUUUAUUCGAUUACCUAAAUUUGUCAUACCGAGAGUGAGGUGGAAAAGCAAGCUGCUCUGCGGGCACGGUGGGUUCAAGGUAAGUUUUUGCCGUCAAAAUCACGCAGAAACCAUCGAAUCAAAUGUAUGUCAAAUUCUUUCCGUAAAACUCACGUUCACAGGAUUUAACGACCGCCUCAGCUUCCCGGAAAAUCCCACCCCGUGCGGUUCAAAUCGAAUCACAACCCACACACGCACACCUGUUCCAUCGACUGAUGACGGGCGGGAGUAACUGAAUCAUUUUAUUACCUCUAUUACGCAUUGUCGUUACAUCAUAAAUGGGACGCGACGGAUCAACCUCCUGCCUAAAGGCCACCGUCCCCAGGCAAUCCGGAAUAGGAGCAAGCAACGGACGCGAACCGUUGCCUCCGGUGCUACCCUCCGAAUAACAAUAAAAUUAUGACUAUUUGCUUGUGAUGACGACAUGUGUGAGCUGCUAACCAGGUCCACCAGGCCUUUCGGUCGCUGAUGGGCGUGCUUUCGAGAAGGGUUGCCACGGGGUAGAAUGAUUACGUUCUCCGUGUGUUGUUCUUUAUGGGAAAAAAGGUCUCUCUGUAGCUACGCUCAGGGGAAUAAAAGUGGCAGGAUGAAUAGAAUAGG